Molecule: messenger RNA, 405 nt
Organism: Saccharomyces mikatae IFO 1815
Lineage: Eukaryota; Fungi; Ascomycota; Saccharomycetes; Saccharomycetales; Saccharomycetaceae
Gene: OM14
Product: Om14p
Exons: 2
Coding region: 1-405 (134 amino acids)
Cellular component (GO): mitochondrial outer membrane
Molecular function (GO): nascent polypeptide-associated complex binding
Source: RefSeq, a predicted model, not a curated record
AUGUCUGCAACUGCUAAACACGACAACAACGCUAGCCCAAGAUCCAAUUCUGAGGACGGUCACCACCAUAAUAACAAAAAGGAAUGUGCUAUCGAGCAUCUGAAGGCACAGUUAAACAGCGCAUCUGCAGUCGCUUGGGGCUACCUUCAAGCUUUGGUAAAUAAGACGCAAGACGUGGCCAAAGUGUGUCUUCUGGAAUUGCAAAACCCGGUCGUCCUAGUUAACUUAUUGUUACACUCUUCAGUGGUAUGUUAUCUAUGUAACGGCUACGCAAAUCACAAUGUGAGGUUUUUGAAAGGAAAGCCCAACUCUACUGUUUUAGCAACAACCGCCGGUGCUUUGGGUCUUUUAACGCUUGACGGUAUAAUCUCAAAGAAGUACUAUUCCAAGUUCGACAAGAAAUAA